Molecule: messenger RNA, 820 nt
Organism: Thelazia callipaeda (thelaziosis nematode)
Lineage: Eukaryota; Metazoa; Nematoda; Chromadorea; Rhabditida; Thelaziidae
Source: the annotation of a GenBank genome assembly
UCCAUUUUCGGUUGUCGAUCCAAUAUGGGAAACUAUUGAUCCGAACCCUGAUAUUCAGGAACUUUUCAGCUACUAUAAUACUAUUUAUUUUCUUGGGGUUUUGCCUGGAUGUGAGGUGAAGUGGAGCUCUAGGAUGACAUCGUCGGCAGGAUUAUUUAGUUAUAAUGGUAAGCAAAAGUGUUCCAUUCGUCUUAGUCAGCCGCUUCUGCAGUAUCGACCUCGAAGAGAUACGGUUGAGACACUUUUACAUGAGAUGAUUCAUGCCUAUUUAUUCUUCACGAGUGAAAACAGGAAUCAUAAUGCACACGGACAUGAGUUUCGAUCCCAUAUGCAACGCAUAAAUGAAAGAGCAGGUACGAACAUAACUAUUUACCACAAUUUUUCCGACGAAGUCAAGUAUUAUCGAAAACACUGGUGGCAGUGUUCGGGACCCUGUCGUGAAAGGCCUCCUUAUUAUGGCUGGGUAAAACGUUCUGUCAACCGCGCUCCAGGAGAGAACGAUUUCUGGUGGAGAGAGCAUCAAAUAACUUGUGGAGGUACUUUUAUCAAAGUUAAAGAACCGGAAGGCUAUAAAGCGAGAAAGUCGACUAAAAGAAAGAACAAAAAAAACCAAUCUGUCGCUGGCCAAAAUUCUCUUGAACAUUAUUUCCCUGGCACAGGCCAUGUUCUUGGUGAUUUGUCUUCGCCCACAAGCUCUAAAAACGUAGCUGAGGUCGAGCAAACGCUUCAUGUUGAUGACAACGGAAUCAUAAGUCUUUCUACAUAUGUUUCGGAAAACGCUAUCAAUAGACAUCUGGAUCUAUGUAUCUUCGUAUCAUGA